UAGCAAGAUCUAUAGCAUGUUAGAUCAGCUGAUUCAUCUUUAUUGAUUGCGCGAAAGAGUAAAUAUAAAACAACUGUACAAUUGUUAAGCAGCAAUGUGAUUUAUUACUGUUGGAUAUUUGGAUCCAGCAAAUUAAUCAGAUAAACAACUUCAAACAUGCUCACAAUUAAUAGAAUCUGACAAGAAAUUGAUAAAUCAUCCAUAAUAAAAAUAACAGAGAUGAAGCGAAUGCAAAAUUCUGUGAAACAUAACCCAGUGCAAGAAGCAGUGGACGUAACACAUGAAGAGGAAGAAAAGAAAAAUGUGAAUUUGGAAAUUCAAGAUGAUGUUGAAGAAACAGCUCAACAACCGCUUUAUCAAAUUCGACCACAUCUUCAUGAAAAGUUCAAACCUCUAAUUGCAAAAGAAAUAAUACAUGAUGUACUGUUUGAGCAACUCACUACGAAAUCAUAUGACGCUCACGCAGCUGCCCAAUGGACCAAAGAUAUAGCGGAUAUUAUUGAAAGAAAAAUUAAAAACUUACAUUUUAAGAGAUAUAAAUAUAUCGUCAAUGUGGUUUUGGGACAACAACAUGGUGCUGGUGUAAAAAUAGGUACAAGAUGUAUUUGGGAUGCAGAAGCUGAUACAUAUGCCUAUGACAAUUUUAUUAAUGAUACUAUAUUUUGUGUGGCUAUAGUAUAUGCAGUUUAUUUUUAUUAAAAGAUUUAAUUUCUGGAAGUAUAAAAUGUAUAAUGGACGAAUCCCAUGAAUGGAAAGUUAUUGUUAAGAAACUUUUCAAUGAAUUUAUUAAAGUACAACUUAUUAUUACCAUACAUUGAUACAUAUACAAUAUAAUGUUAUAUGUCACGGUAUGACACAAUUUUUA
Acromyrmex echinatior (Panamanian leafcutter ant) is the source of this 865-nucleotide messenger RNA. RefSeq names its product dynein light chain Tctex-type protein 2B. Gene Ontology annotation, biological process: microtubule-based movement. Gene Ontology annotation, molecular function: dynein intermediate chain binding. NCBI's taxonomy places the organism in Eukaryota, Metazoa, Arthropoda, Insecta, Hymenoptera, Formicidae. Gene Ontology annotation, cellular component: cytoplasmic dynein complex; cytoplasm. The record is from RefSeq and is a predicted model, not a curated record.